AUGAGCAGCCCCGGGAAGCUCAAAUCCUCAAGCUCCGAAUUGGACCUGGAUCGCCCCAACAUCGAAGAUUAUCUCCCUUCCGGAGCCUCCAUCCAACAAGAACCGCACGGCAAGCUUCGCCUGCGUGAUUUGCUCGACAUAUCGCCUACCCUUACCGAGGCUGCUGGAGCCAUUAUCGAUGACUCAUUCACAAGGUGCUUUAAGUCGAAUCCUCCAGAGCCAUGGAACUGGAAUGUGUAUUUGUUCCCUUUGUGGUGUUUUGGAGUGGUGGUUCGCUAUUUCAUUCUAUUUCCUGCGAGGGUUCUAGUAUUGACUAUCGGAUGGAUAAUUUUCCUUUCAUCCUUCAUUCCAGUGCACUUCCUGCUGAAAGGCCAUGAUAAAUUGAGAAAAAAUUUAGAGAGGUGUUUGGUGGAGUUGAUUUGUAGCUUCUUUGUUGCCUCUUGGACUGGGGUUGUAAAGUACCAUGGGCCACGGCCUAGCAUGAGGCCUAAGCAGGUUUUUGUGGCCAAUCACACUUCCAUGAUUGAUUUCAUCAUCUUAGAGCAAAUGACUGCAUUUGCUGUAAUUAUGCAAAAGCAUCCUGGAUGGGUUGGAUUGUUGCAAAGCACUAUUUUGGAGAGUGUAGGAUGCAUUUGGUUCAAUCGUUCAGAGGCAAAGGAUCGGGAAAUUGUUACAAAGAAAUUAAGGGAUCAUGUGCUGGGGGUUGACAAUAACCCUCUCCUUAUAUUUCCUGAAGGAACAUGUGUAAACAAUCACUACACAGUUAUGUUUAAGAAGGGUGCAUUUGAGCUUGGCUGCUCAGUUUGCCCUGUCGCAAUCAAGUACAACAAAAUUUUCGUUGAUGCUUUUUGGAACAGCAAAAAGCAGUCCUUCACAAUGCAUCUGCUACAGCUUAUGACGUCAUGGGCUGUUGUUUGUGAUGUGUGGUAUUUGGAGCCUCAAAAUAUUAGGCCUGGGGAGUCCCCCAUUGAAUUUGCAGAGAGGGUCAGAGAUAUAAUUUCUACGCGAGCAGGACUUAAGAAGGUCCCAUGGGAUGGUUACCUGAAAUACUCUCGCCCAAGCCCAAAGCACAGAGAGCGAAAGCAACAAAGCUUUGCUGAGUCCAUGCUCCGGCGCCUAGAGGAAAAGUGA
Messenger RNA from Prunus armeniaca (apricot), 1131 nucleotides. Lineage: Eukaryota; Viridiplantae; Streptophyta; Magnoliopsida; Rosales; Rosaceae. The record is from the annotation of a GenBank genome assembly.